Molecule: messenger RNA, 1981 nt
Organism: Polyodon spathula (Mississippi paddlefish)
Lineage: Eukaryota; Metazoa; Chordata; Actinopteri; Acipenseriformes; Polyodontidae
Product: Hermansky-Pudlak syndrome 4 protein-like
Exons: 11
Coding region: 297-1979 (560 amino acids)
Biological process (GO): vesicle-mediated transport
Source: RefSeq, a predicted model, not a curated record
ACUGUGUUACAGGAGGAGGAGAUGAGAACGGGAGAGAGAGAGAGGAUGUACACAGUGUGACAGAGCUGCGGGAGAGAAGAUGAACAUUUCAAAUUGGGGGGGCCAAAAAAAGCAGAAUUCAGCGUGGCUCAUCCGUCUGAGACAAGGACUGGGAGGCAGAAGAUCUGUGUUUGAAUCCCAGCUCGACCAGCUUGACUGCAUUGUCAUGUAACUCGCUCACAGCCAGCCCUAUACAGCACCUGCCUCUGCACAAGAGAGGGCAAGCCUGUAGAUCAGUAACAAUUGUGCUGCAGUAAAUGGCCAGCCUGAGUGGCGUGCAGCCUCCUUGGUGCAGCUUCUUCUUCCUGUAUGAUGGCUCAAAGGUGAAGGGUGAGGGGGAUCUGACCAGAGCUGGAAUCUGUUACUUCUACCCAUCUCAGACGGUUCUCGACCAGCAGGAGGUGCUGUGUGGUCAGAUCGCUGGGGUGGUGCGGUGCAUCUCUGAUCUCUCUCGUUCCCCACCCCGCCUCAUCCGGCUCCACAAGACCAAAUUCGCUAUCCGGCUCGAUGGGGACUUCCUCUGGGCGCUGGGCUGUGUGACGGAAGUCCCUGACGUCAGCUGCUCUCGAUUCCUGGAUCAGCUUGUCGGACUCUUCAGGUUCUAUCGGGGCUCAGUGCGACAGGCAUACCAGAUUGGAUCCCGGGAGGAGCUGUCCAGAGAUUGGGAGCUGUAUCUGGAGCAUCUCCAGCAGGGCAGCACAGAGCUCCACCAGGUCUUCAGCUCCCUGCACACCAUUGACCGCACCAAGGUCGACCCUCUGCUGCUCCUCAAGGCUGCCCUCAUCCUGCAGGCCUGCCAGCGCUGCCCCCUAGUGUUGGCCGGGUGUAUCCUGUACAAGGGCCGUGUGGUCAGCACACAACUUCCCCCUGAGCUCACAGCCAAAGUGCUGGUCCGGAAGACUGAUGCCAGCAGUGAGGAUGUAGCGGCUGUGCGGAAUGGAGACCGGGGCACAGCGGAUCCCCGCCUCCCCCCCAACGUGGGGACUGUCCCCGCGUUCCUGACCCCAGGAGAGGUGGCUGAGUUGAGGCAGCACCCUGUCGACUGGAUGAGCAGGCUCCCUCAUUCACCCCAGCGUGGCACCCGGGAGAGGAGGUUCCGUCUGUCCCGAACGCUCUCCGACAUUCCGGAUGCAGAGAACUGGAGUUCCAGCGCAGCCCCCUCCGAGGGGGCACGGAGCUCCACUCCCCUCUCCAGCUCUCCCUGCACCCCCCUAGCGCAGACACAAGACUCUUGGGAGGGGGUCCCUAACACUCCCAACAGGCUGCUCCCACAGGCUGACAAGGAGGGGGAGAAGGAUCCAAAAAACGGGGACCUGAAUACAGGUGCGGAUAACAGCUCUGACCCAGAGGAGAGGGAGUCUGUGCCCCACUCUGGACCCAGUAUUGAGAACUGUGCCAUCUGGUCCGAACCACCUCUGCAGAGUAACGGGCACAUUAAGUUCACAGCGGGAGCCAACAGCACUCCUCCACCUUCCCAGGAUGCACCAACACCAGGGCAGCAUGACACGAGUGCCCCAACGGAAGAGGGGGAGUGCAGUGCGAGCUGGGACUGGGUCACGGCUCUGGAGGAGGGCAGCCCCCCAGGGGACCCCCUGGCGGAGGUGAAGCUGUACCUGCACAGGGUGAAGGGGCUGGUCCUUUCCCUGCUGGUGGAGCGCUCCUUCCCGGGAGACCAGGAGGCAGUGGAGGCCGUGUAUCACAGCAGCCUGGCCUCUCUGAACGGUCUGGAGGUGCACCUGAGGGAGAUGCUGUCUGAAGAGCCUCCUGCCUCGAGGGGAGCCUACAGCUUCACACACUAUGACUGCAUCCAGAACACCCUCACCACCAACGUGUCCUCGAGCAGCGGGGGUCCCCAAGAACGCAGCUUCAUCCGCGCCACCUCCGUCCUGCACUCGGACUUCACAAGCUGCCCGUCCCUGCACGAGGGCAUCGCCCGGUAAGG